This is a messenger RNA of Dothidotthia symphoricarpi CBS 119687, 3271 nucleotides long. RefSeq names its product Adaptor protein complex AP-3 delta subunit. Gene Ontology annotation, cellular component: membrane coat; endosome membrane; AP-3 adaptor complex. The transcript has 4 exons. The coding region runs from base 214 to 3099 and encodes 961 amino acids. The record is from RefSeq and is a predicted model, not a curated record. Gene Ontology annotation, biological process: protein targeting to vacuole; Golgi to vacuole transport. Lineage: Eukaryota; Fungi; Ascomycota; Dothideomycetes; Pleosporales; Dothidotthiaceae.
CCGACAAGUCCAGGUCGACUCUCCCCACGCGCUUUCGAGUGCCAGCCAGCACCCAAACGCCGGACAGCUUGCAUGACCUCCCCUAUGACAGGCCACGCCCAAUGAUCGCGCCCGCCGGCCUGUCUGCACGCCUCCGCCAACAUACCCCUCCGCGUGCGCGCGCAUAGCUCACUCGACACCCGACUGCGGGAGACUGCCUGACGAGUCGCCAACAUGUUCGAGAAAUCGCUCUACGACCUCAUCCGGGGCCUGCGCAACCACAAGGGCACCGAGCGGGAGUACAUCAACGAGAGCAUCAAGGAAUGCCGCAAGGAGAUCCGCUCCAACGACAUGGACCUCAAGUCGACGGCGCUCAUGAAGCUCACCUACCUCGAGAUGUUCGGCCACGACAUGUCCUGGGCCGCCUUCAACAUCCUCGAGGUCAUGUCGAGCCCCAAGUACCGCCACAAGCGCACCGCCUACUUGGCCGCCGUCCAGAGCUUUCGACGCGACACAGAGGUCCUGAUGCUUGCUGAGAACCAGCUCAAGAAGGAUAUUACGAGUCCUACGCCCACCGUUAUUAGCCUGCCGCUCAUUGCUAUUCCUCACGUUAUCAAUCCGAGCAUGGCCAACUCUAUCCUGUCCGACCUCAUACCGCGCCUGACGCAUUCACACCCCGCCAUUCGCAAGAAGACGGUCGUCACCCUGUACAGACUGGCCCUUGUCUACCCGGAAACGCUGAGACCUGCCUGGCCCAAGAUCAAGGAGCGCCUGCUCGACGACAACGAGGAUGCGAGUGUGACGGCUGCCAUUGUGAAUGUCGUGUGCGAGCUGGGAUGGAGGAGACCCCAGGACUUUCUGCCCCUCGCCCCUAGACUUUUCGAGCUGUUAGUGGAUAGCAACAAUAACUGGAUGGCCAUUAAGCUCAUUAAGCUCGUACGUUGGCCUGGCACACUCUUAUAUAUUACUGACGACUCACAGUUUGCGACUCUGACUCCGUUGGAGCCACGACUAAUAAAAAAGCUCCUCCCUCCGCUGACAAAGAUCAUCCGCGAGACGUCCGCCAUGUCGUUGCUGUACGAAUGCAUAAGCGGCAUAAUUCAGGGUGGCAUUCUGGAAGCUGUCGAAGGCACCACCGAAGGCGAGGAGGUGGCAAAGCUAUGUGUGGGCAAACUACGAGGCAUGAUGGUUAUAGAAGGCGAUUCCAACUUAAAGUACGUUGCCCUGCUCGCUUUCGAGAAGAUCGUCCGCUCCCACCCAUACUUGGUGUCUCAACAACAAGACGUCAUUCUCGAAUGCAUCGACGAUCCAGACAUUUCGAUACGCAUGCGCGCGUUGGAUCUUGUGGUUGGCAUGGUCAACACCGACAACCUCACGGCUAUUGUUGGACGACUCAUGCGACAACUCCGAAAUGCGCCCAUAAUGUCCGCGACAGACGAUUCAAAAGAUGAUAGGGGUCGCAAUGUGGGAGUCGUGCCGUAUGCCGAAUCAGACGACUCUGACGCCGAGGAGUCUCUCCGGCAACACGAACAAAAUUCCAGCCAACCGCCGCCCUUACCUGAAGACUACCGCAUCAGUGUGAUUCGGAGAGUGCUGGACAUGUGCUCACGCGAUACAUACUCCAAUAUCACUGAUUUUGAAUGGUACAUUGACGUCCUGGUCCAGCUAGUCCGAGUAUCGCCUGCCACCAGAAACACCUCAACAGCGGAAGAGGAUGGAGAGCUGGAACACUCGGAUGACGUCGGCCGCAGUAUCGGACAUGAGCUACGGAAUGUCGCCGUGCGGGUCAAGAGCGUCCGCCCGGAAGUCAUCGAUGCGGCGCAAAACCUCGUUCUCGUAGACCGGAGGGACCAGAUGUUCCCAGCCUCUGGCAACGGCGGGCAGGGCGUACUCGAGUAUGCAGGUUGGCUCGUCGGAGAAUACGCAACCUACCUCACACGACCCGAGCCUGUCAUGACUUCCCUCCUCCACUCGAACUCUCUCCAGCUUCCUGCGAAAACACUUGCUGUGUAUCUCCAAGCUGUGCCUAAGGUUUUCUCGAGCAUGGCCGGCAACGACCAAAUCUCUUGGACGCCAGAGCGCAAAACUCUCAUGUCUCUCCUCAUGGCGCGCGUGAUCCACUUCCUCGAACCACUCUCCACACAUCCCAACAUCGAAGUACAAGAGCGCGCAGUCGAAUAUCUCGAGCUCAUGCGCUUAGCCGCCGAAGCCGCUUCCGGGACAGCAACCGGCGUCAACAACGGAGACUUCGCCGACCCCCCACUCCUCCUCACACAAGCCAUCCCCGCCCUAUUCUCCGGCGCAGAACUAAACCCCGUCGCACCAGGCGCGCAGCGAAAAGUCCCCAUCCCAGAGGACCUCGACCUCGACACGCCCAUAAACGCCAACCUGCACUCCCUGCUCACGCAAGCCGACACAGAAGGCUUCGAAACAGAAGAAGAAGACGACGUCUACGCCGCCUACUCCGACCCCAUCACUUCCCACACCGACACCCAGUCCCAAACCGCAACAUCCGCAUCCGACCGCCUCGACGCGCCGCACAAGGAACCAGCCUCGUAUCAAAACGCAGCAGUAGAGGAAGAAUACCUCGACCCCGAUAUCCUCGCCCGCCGCAAAGCAGACCGCAAAGAACGCUACAAAGAUGACCCCUUCUACAUCGAUCCCGACGCUGAUCGUGGCAGCGGUGCAGUCACGCCGCUAAGUCGUAUCGUGCGCGACGGAAACCGCGAGGAUAAUCCCCUGGAUAUAGAUUCCAUCCCGAUCAUGGAACUGCACCUCGAUUCCACAUCGACCCCGGACCCACGCGCCCGUAGCCCCCGCCGCCACCGUGCCGCCGUCCAAAUCACUAUGGACGAAACCCUCGGCCCGGACGCCCCGCCCCAGCAUAUCGUGCAACCCACGCCCGUCCGCGCAAAAAAGAAUCUGCUAGAAGUAGACAGCGCGGGCCUCGCUGCGCUGUCGCUGGAUGAAGAUGGGACGCGUGGCCGCGCGCUUACGCUUGCCGAGCAGGAGCGCAAGGCGGCUGAGGAGGCGGAGAUGAGGCGUGCGCUGGGGGAGGUGGAGAGGCUGAGGCUGGAGAUGCAGAGGGCUAGUGAGAGACUGCAGGGGAAGGAGGAGUAGCGUAGAUGUAGAUGUAGAUGUAGAUAUCGGCGUGGAUAGUCAGUCGUAUAUUCUCAUGAAGUGAGUGUAAUAUCAAGGAACCUUGUAACAAACUGUCUCACUUCCUCACCAUGUGUUGCAAACAUCACAUUUAUUCACGAAUAUAACACAAUACCAUAGGGAAAACCGUCUU